AAAUCCUGGCUGAGCAUGGACCCACCAGGCCCAGCAUCCCCCCUGCCCUUUCCCCACCUUGCUGUCCAUCCCUGCAGGCCCGAGUCCCGUGUGUGGACGCUGAUGCUGCUGCUGGGGACGUGCCUGCUGUACUGUGCCCGUGUCACCGUGCCCAUCUGCGCCGUGGCCCUCAGCUCCCGCUUCGACUGGGACAAGAAGCAGUUCGGCGUCGUGCUCAGCAGCUUCUUCUGGGGCUACUGCUUGACACAGAUUGUUGGAGGACACAUUAGUGAUCAAAUAGGAGGUGAGAAGGUCCUUCUCCUUUCAGCAUCAGCCUGGGGGUUGCUCACAGUCCUCACCCCAUUGCUCACCCACAUCACUUCAGCCCAUCUGGUUUUUAUGACCUCCUCCAGGUUCCUCAUGGGGCUGCUGCAAGGGGUUUAUUUCCCAUCCCUGGCCAGCCUGCUGUCCCAGAGGGUCCGGGAGAGCGAGCGAGCCUUCACCUACAGCACAGUGGGGACUGGAUCACAGUUUGGAACGUUGCUGAUUGGUGGUGCAGGAUCUCUCCUCCUGGACUGGUACGGCUGGGAAAGUGUUUUCUACUUCUCUGGUUUGCUCACUUUGCUCUGGGUUUACUGCACCUGCAAAUACCUCCUGAGUGAGAAAGAGCUCACCAUCCCCAUGAACUAUUUAACGAGGGGCCUCUCGAUACCCAAGCAGACCAAAGUUCCCUGGAAGCAGCUGUUUAGGAAAGCACCAAUCUGGGCUGUCAUCAUCGCUCAGCUCUCCACGGCCAGCACCUUCUUCACCCUCCUCUCCUGGCUGCCAACUUUCUUUAAGGAAACUUUUCCCGAGUCAAAGGGUUGGGUGUUUAAUGUGGUUCCCUGGCUGGUUGCAAUUCCAACGAGCUUGUUCAGUGGAUUUCUGUCUGAUCAUUUAAUCAGUCAAGGGUACAGAACCAUCACCAUUCGUAAGUUCAUGCAGGUCAUUGGCUCUGGUCUCUCAAGCAUUUUUGCUUUGUGCCUGGGCCAGACCUCCAGUUUCUGCAAAGCAAUAGUGUUUGCCUCAGCCUCUGUUGGACUGCAGACCUUUAACCACAGUGGCAUUUCAGUAAACGUGCAGGACCUGGCCCCCUCGUGUGCUGGCUUGCUGUUUGGGGUUGCAAAUACAGGUGGAGCCCUCCUAGGUGUCAUUUGUGUGUACCUGGCUGGAUACCUGAUCGAGACCACUGGCUCCUGGAUUUCUGUUUUCAACCUGGUGGCUGCUGUGAACAGCAUUGGGCUCUGCACAUUCCUCCUCUUUGGAGAGGCCCAGAGAGUGGACACAGACUCUGUGUAUGUGGAUCUUUAGGGAUGAGCCCAAGAAGCAGCUGAAGGACAGGAGGAUGUCACAUCUAUGGGUCAUUCUUGCACAAGUGCCAAAGAACGUUUUACUUUUCUUUUUUAGAUGUUUUAAAAGGAAAAAAAAAAUAUGCUGAAACCAAGUACAUAAUGGGUCUGGAUGAGACCUGUGGGAGAAAAGAAAUUUAGAGUUCAUUUUUUUGCUCAGGGCUGUAGCUGGUGGCUUGCAGAGCCACCCAGCUCAAUGUCUCCAGUGAGGAUUGGGUCUGUGGGACCAGUUUGUCCCAGUCUGUGUCUCAUGGACAAAUAUCCUUGUGGCCAAAGCAGCUGACCUGGCCUGUCUCUCAAGGCUGCUGUGGAUCCAUGGCCUCUUGGGGGGAGCUGCUUCUCCAUGUGGGAGUGGGGCUCCCAUGCUCUGCUGUCCUGGGACCACCUGGCUCUGGGGCUGCUUGGCCACCAGGCGUCCUCUGAGGUGUGACAGGAACAUCCCAACCAGUACCUCUGCUCUUCAUCCCCAUCCUCUGAGGUGUGACAGGAACAUCCCAACCAGUACCUCUGCUCUUCACCCCCAUCCUCUGAGGUGUGACAGGAACAUCCCAACCAGUACCUCUGCUCUUCAUCCCCAUCCUCUGAGGUGUGACAGGAACAUCCCAACCAGUACCUCUGCUCUUCACCCCCGCGCGUGCCUUCGUUCUGCAGCAGGAGCCAGCUGUGUUUCCAGGGCUGUGAGGUGAAUUCCAGGCCUCUCCUUAGGGGAUGUGUGGCUGGAUGUGUGCCCUGGACCCAGGGCCAUGGGGCUGUGUCAGUGCUGCUGUCACGGGGCAGGGAGAGCACUCCAAGCCAAGCUUGGCUUUGUUCAAGGUCUCCCUUCUCUCCCUGGUGGCUUCACCCCAGCCCUGAGCCCAGGUGGAGCAGCUCCACCGUGAGAGCAGAGCUGAGCUGUCCCCUGGGGCCAGGCUUAGCUGGGCUGACCUUGCAGUGCAGCAGCAGCCGAGGAUCCCUCUGUGGAGCUGUUUUGUCAAACGCUGUGAAUGUGUGGGAAGAACUGGUCACACUCUGUGCUGUGGAUCUACAACUCCCAAAUGCUUUCUGCAUGAUUAGAUGUGUCCUCCAUGUGCUCUCAAAGGGCUGGGGGAGACUUUCCAAAGAGCUUGGCAUGGGCAGGUUUUGUUUCUAUGUUAAGCAUAAAUCAAAUUCCUGCAUUGGGCAUCCAUAGGGAUGUGGAUCCCUGUGGUUCCCUGUGUCACAGGGAAAUACUUGGCUCUUGACACCUCUGAGUCUGAAUGUCUUAAAGUUAUUUAUAAGUAUUUUAAAAUUUAAGCAUCAAAUCCUAUAUUUUAUGUACUUGAGGCCUGAUUCUGCAUGCUUGUUUUGCGUGGCACCCCCACCAAAUCCAAUGCUGUUUCUCAGAGGGGAAAGCUCUACCAGCCUCUAGUGUUUGGUUCUGUAGGACCAGUUUCAAAGGUGAAUUUAAUAUUAAAGCAAUUCAUUGCUUCUCCUCCAAUUCCUUGACUGCAGCCUGAAAGGAUCUCUUGGGUUUCUUUAGUGUUUACCAGAAAACUCAGGCUGAGGAGCAGGUUUCCCAAGGAGCUUGCAGUGCAGGAAAACUAUAGAUUCAGGGGAAAAACAAUAAAAAUCCCAUUAUCCUCUUCCUCACUUUUUUUUUUUUUGGCCAAAUUUCUUCUUGGAAGACCUGUUUGGGCCAUGUAAAAUUUCUGAAUAGGCUGAUUUGUAGUGAAAAUAUUGACAGCCUUUUAAUUGCAGAGACACUAAUGGGCAUCACUAAGCUCAACCACUUACUGGGCAGAGUUAGGGAUAAGGAUGCAACUGCCUGAUGUCUUCCCAAGAGAAUAAAGAAUUAUGUGGCCUGACUGGGGACAGAGAGAUAAGAAAGUGUUUUAUUUUUGUCCUUCUGUGCUCUUUUUUUCUCUAGAAGGCUGUUUGCUACCAUAGGUACCACUCUUUAUUGGGGUGCUGCAGAGCCAGGAAUGCUGCUGGAAAGUCUUAAAUCAGUGGGUAAAUUGGGAAGAACACCCAGUAACAGCAAACACAAACACAGCCAGGCUUGCCAAAGAGGCCUGAGGCUGUGCAGCCAUCUCUGUCAGCCUGUCCUUUGUCCAGUCUGAGCAGAUUGCUUGCAUGGCUUUUCUAUAGUGACAGAAUAAAAAAACAAGCCCAUGGGAUUUGUGGGGGUUGAGUAUCUUCCCUGGCCAUUCCAUGCUGCAGGUCAGGAGCACAAGGAGUCGAUUCUGGCUGUCUUUGCUGGUUGCAGCAUUUCUUGUUGAGGAGUUGAAAUGUCUCCCAUUUGAAUACAGCUGCUUGGCCACCCCUUGGAUCUGCCAGCUGGGAAAUUUGGAACUGAUGUUCAAAGGAAAGGGUUUGGCUGUGUCUUCUCUGUGAGUCCAGCUAACAUUCCAGUGAGCUGUCUGAGUUAUCUGUCUCUGUAACUGGCUAAUAAGGUAAAUGUUUGACCUACACUCGAGGCAUAUGUUUCAUUGUCAUCAUACCUCUUUGGUGAAGUAUUGAAACUGUUUUGCAUACCUGUACUAUUAUUUGUUUAGGCCAAAGCUUGUGGUCUGUGAGUUUUUGCUAUGGAAGGACCUAAAAAAAUAAAGGCAGUGAAUAAUUUGCAAACUCU
This is a messenger RNA of Cyanistes caeruleus (blue tit), 3957 nucleotides long. NCBI's taxonomy places the organism in Eukaryota, Metazoa, Chordata, Aves, Passeriformes, Paridae. The record is from RefSeq and is a predicted model, not a curated record.